Messenger RNA from Sorghum bicolor (sorghum), 1217 nucleotides. Its product is annotated as E3 ubiquitin-protein ligase RNF4. The transcript is spliced from 6 exons. The coding region runs from base 279 to 875 and encodes 198 amino acids. NCBI's taxonomy places the organism in Eukaryota, Viridiplantae, Streptophyta, Magnoliopsida, Poales, Poaceae. The record is from RefSeq and is a predicted model, not a curated record.
CGUCCCUCCCGGUGCAUACGGUCUGUAUUUGAUCCGGGCCGCCUGGGUUGGCUACCGGUGUUGAUUUGGCGCGGCAACCGCGGGGGGAGGAAGGGGUUUCUGAUUAAUUUCGAUCGCCCGCCGCGCCGCCGAUUCCCCCGGUCCCUAGGUCGAAUUUUCUCAUUUCUAGCGACGCUUCCCCACGGCUGAUGUUUGUUGAUUCGAUAGAUCUUUGCUGGGAACCGUGAUUUCGAGCGGUUCAUUGUGAAGUUGAGGUGAGUAUAGGUAUCAAAGAGAGCAUGAGCACUGUCAGUGGUACAAGGCGUGCACCAAGGAGACAGUCGCAAGAUGGGUCAGCUGAUAAAGUAUUGGUGAUAAUCGAGGCAAGCUCCCGGGUGGCGGGGAGCCGUCGUGGACCACCGACCCCUGUUCCUGGCGCACGAAACUCACCCAUUGAUGUGGAGGCCAUCGACGAUGAAGUUCAGGCAGUAUCGCCCUCACGAGUGCCCCCGCCAAGGAGGAACAGGAGGACCAGGAGGGAACCUAUAACAGUGGUUGACUUGGAGGUUGAAUCUAGCAGGGAAGGGAACAAACGCCAGAGGGUUGUACCAGUAGGACAUCACCUCUCUUCAGAUUCGGGAGCAGGGUCCAGCUUGCAGUCAAAUGCCGUACAAACCGGCAAAGAGCCUGCCAAGGAGGUCCCCAAGGAAACAUUUUUCACCUGCCCAAUAUGUUGGAAUAAGAUGGAGGAGCCUUCCACAACGACUUGUGGCCAUGUCUUCUGCGACACAUGCAUCAAGCAGGCCAUCAAGAUUCAGAAGAAAUGCCCUACUUGCAGGAAGGGGCUGAAAAUGAAUAGUGCUCAUCGCAUUUACCUUCCGAAAGCUUCUAGUUAAGGUUGAUUGGCCUUAUCAAAGAAACUUCUGGUAACAUAAGGCUGUGCAAUAUACAGUUAGGAUCAGAAGUUCUUAGGGUGAACAGUGGAUAGAUGUUUCAUCCUAGUCUGUAUCAUUUAACUGCAUCACCAGGAGCUCAUCAUGAAAACUUCCCGACUAGGGAAGUGGAUAUCAGCCUCAGUUUUACUCCCCUCUUAGUGCAUCCAUGGUUCCAGAAUGUUAUUGUGUUGUUGUAUGUAUUAGGUUUUUGCCCUAGUGGAUUAGUGUAACUGGGAUUUGCUUCAUUCUAAAAUGAUAAUAGCGAGUUGAAAUAUUUAGCAUUUUGGAUGAUUUUGCUUGGUA